AUGAGUGCUUGCAAGGUGAAGAACUUAAGGUCAUCGAAAAUCUGGAGCACUCUGCGGCAACCUAUGAAGCAGCCAAGGCUCAAUUUAAACGAAAGUAUGGUGGAAAACGCAGAGCGCUUACAUUACGACUUGAGGAAGUUGAUAAAAGAAGGGAAUGAGAAGGAUCUUGAGCAUUUUGCUGAGCUACUAGAUGCAGCAGUAAUGAACCUUACAGACGCCAAUCAGGAAGUAGAGCUUGGUAGUGGGUCACUUUACAUCACUUUACAACGCAAGUUCAAUAAGAAUCUUGUAACCAAGUACAAGUAGUGGGUCUGUGACAACCAUAGAACCGAGAAUGUAAAGACACUGAGGGAGUUUAUUAAUAGAGAGUGAGAGUUUUUAACCACAGCUUCUGAGACAAUAGCAGAUGUACUCAGUGGAUCCAAGAAGGAGAGAGCACUGUUUGCCAAAGAAGAUCCUAACCGUAAGAAGAAACAUUCGAAGAAGUGUAAGGUUUGCAAGGAGUCCGAUGGCCUGUGGACAUGUGAGAAUCUUAAGAUGUCAGUGGACGACAGAUCGAACAUUGCUAAAGAGCAAAAACUGUGUUUUAGAUGUCUCAGUGACGGACACAGAGGAGAAGUAUGUUUCAGGAGCAGGGUCUGCGGGAUAAAAGUUUGUCGUUUUCACCAUCGUCGCUUGCUUCUUGAAGACCCAAAGAAAGAAGAGAAUGCUGAGGUAGCAAGGGAAGCAGAUGCAUCAAAUGCAGUAAAGGCUGGUGCCACCACUGGAGGGGAGUCAAGUGAGAGAACCCUCACAGCCACUAUCAGGACAACUCCUUUACCCACUUCGGAGUUUGUAGCCUUGAGAACUGUUCCUGUUUAUGUGACAAGUGGUAAACGAAGACUGCUCAAGCAUGUUAAGGCAUGGCCUGAGGCUAAUUUGCAUAAAAUCUUAUAAUGGUCAUAACUUUGUAAAAAUUUAUCAGAACCUUCCAAAAUUUGGCAACCUUAAUUUUUCCGUAACGUAAGAAAUCAGAUAUCUGUGUCACGUGACCACUUAUGGUCGAGUCCAGGAAAGAAAAGAAAACUAAAAAUGGGGUGGCGAGAUGCCAGACAGUAUAUAUUAAAUACAGUAUUUUUGUUAUUGUAUCAUCAUUUCCCGCUUGAAUCUGGCCGGAAUGGUUGCCUCGCGUUUUUAUUUAAUUAGCAAUUAAGCAAAAUGAGUCACGUGACACUUUUCACCUGUUAAUAUCUUUCUAAGAAAUUAAAAAUUCUCUCUGUUUCGGCCACGGAAAAAUUCGUACGGUAAAACAAACAUUUACACAUGGUUCAAACUUAGUUGUAAUCAACCAUUCCUACCCCAUUUUGAAUUUUUUUUUAAUAUCAUUAUGACGUCACAUUUCACGUGACCACAUCAUCUCAAGUCUAAUUAAUUCAACGCCUCGAAAGAAAGUUUCUCGAAAGUUUUUUUGCAACUUUUAGAAUUAAAAUGCAUCGCUGUAGAAGAAAAACAGCUUUAUCUUAAGCCAUGCCUUAACAUGCUUGAAUGAAAGUAAACGCUCUCCUUGAUGACGCCAGCAGUAGAAAGUACUUAAACGGCGACAUUGCAGCUGAGUUGGGCCUUGAAGGCACACCACACGAGCUUACAGUUACUGUACUGAAUGACAACCAGGAAAGGUUAGACACCACAGUUGUAGAGUUUACGAUCAGCAGUUGUGAUGGAAAAGUCUCUAAACUAGCUUCUGCCCGUGCAGCAGAGAGAGUCACAGGAAACAUGCAAGUGGUGGAUUGAAGCAAACACAAGCACAAGUGGAUGCGCCCUAA
Molecule: messenger RNA, 1802 nt
Organism: Porites lobata
Lineage: Eukaryota; Metazoa; Cnidaria; Anthozoa; Scleractinia; Poritidae
Source: the annotation of a GenBank genome assembly